Messenger RNA from Penicillium olsonii, 1404 nucleotides. NCBI's taxonomy places the organism in Eukaryota, Fungi, Ascomycota, Eurotiomycetes, Eurotiales, Aspergillaceae. The record is from the annotation of a GenBank genome assembly.
AUGGUUGAGCAAGAUCCUCCACCCGCAUAUGCCCUGCACGAGUUCACCUAUACCAAAACCCCAGAAGCGAAUACUACAGACCAAGAAACUGGACCCGUCAAGGUUCCCUGGUAUAAUCCACGAAGCUGGCCCCCAGGCACCAGAGUCCGUCUACCAUUAUUGAUCAUCAUCAUAUUGGUCAUCACCGUGGUCCCCAUCGAAGUGAUCAAAAACCGGUAUCCGAACUACAAAUAUCUAGAGUAUAAACUUGUCGACGAAUACUCUGGACCAAAAUUCUUCGAAAAAUUCAACUACUUCACCGAAGAAGACCCAACAAAAGGCUUCGUGGUCUACGUCAACGGAACCACAGCUACGAAUCUCAACCUCACCCACGCCAGCGACACCGCAAUCCUACGCGUAGACGCAGCAACCCGCAACGCGAAGGACGGCCGGAACUCAGUGCGCAUCGAAUCAAAGAAAACAUACGAUGAAGGCCUCUUCAUCUUCGAUAUACUUCACACCCCAUUCGGUUGUGGAACAUGGCCCGCUCUCUGGUUGACAGAUGGGUACAACUGGCCAUCGAAUGGCGAGAUCGAUGUCCUGGAAACAACCAAUGGGGGAAGUCAGGGGAACGAAAUCACACUCCAUACUACGAAGGGGUGCUCGAUGAACGUCAAGCGCAAGCAGACAGGACAAGUCCUAGCGAAUAAAUGCGAUGACACUCAGCAUGGAAAUGCAGGCUGCGGCAUCCUGGGCAACAGUUCCAGUUACGGGGAGGUGAUGAAUAACAAUGGUGGAGGUAUUUAUGCGCUCGAGAUACGCACAGAAGGGAUCCGAGUGUGGUAUUUCCGUCGAGAUUCUAUCCCCGCCGAUAUAGGGACGAAACCGGACCCGACGCGGUGGGGAAUUGCGUUGGCGGAUUUCCCGAGUACCAAGUGCAAUGUCGGUUCUCAUUUUAGGAAUCAGAGUAUUAUUGCUAAUAUUGAUUUGUGUGGGGAGCUUGCGGCUCAGGCUCAGUACUAUGAUACUAUGUAUCAUUGUCCUGCUACUUGUCCGGAGUUUGUGGCUAUGAAUCCUGGUAGCUUUGUUGAUGCGUUUUGGGAGUUCAAGAGCUUCAAGGUUUAUCAGAGUUCUGUGAAACUGGCAAGGGAUGCUAGGUUGGAGCGGGAGAGGGAGGAAAGGGCGCGAAAGGAAGAAGAACGGAAGAAGAAGCAGGAAGAACGGAAGAAGAAGCAGGAAGAAUGGAAGAAGCAGCAGGAAGAAAAGAGGAAGCAGCAGGAAGAACGCAAGAAGCACGAAGCAGAAGAACGCAGGAAGCAGCAAGAAGAAGAAGCAAAGAGUCAGGCGAAUGCUGGUGAAAACACAGUCUACUACGCCAGCAACCCUGGAAUCCUUACACAGAUUUGGUGUAUCUUUUUCUGUUAA